CCUCAGCAAACCUCCCUCGUCCUCUUCAGGCACCUCUUAGAAAGCGUGACCUGAAUCCCCUCGAAGCCAUUGUUUAAUUAUAAUACCAACAACAAUGGCUAUCUCCACUACCAACUCUCUCAUUUCCAACAAAUCCUUAAUCCCAAACUCAACCAACCCCCUUAUUCAUUCCACUCCCACCAAACUCAACCAAUCUUCUUUUCCCGGGUCCGGGCCCAGGCCCAGGCCCACACCUUCCAUUGUAGCCGUCCACGCCGCCGAGCCCGCCAAGAACCCCGUCGUCUCCGACAAGCCACCGAAACCUCAACAGACAGCCACCCCAGCCCGUAAUGCCGGUCAGGGAAAGUGGGCCCCAGAGAGCUGGAAAUUGAAGAAGGCCCUCCAGCUGCCCGAAUACCCGAACCAGGAGGACCUGGACUCGGUGCUCCAAACCCUCGACGCUUUCCCCCCAAUCGUGUUCGCCGGUGAAGCCAGGACCUUGGAGGAGCGUCUGGGCGAGGCUGCCUUGGGAAAUGCCUUCCUUCUUCAAGGUGGAGACUGCGCUGAGAGCUUCAAGGAGUUCAAUGCCAAUAACAUCCGUGACACCUUCAGAAUCAUUCUUCAGAUGAGCGUCGUUAUGAUGUUCGGUGGCCAAAUGCCAGUUAUCAAGGUGGGAAGAAUGGCGGGUCAAUUUGCUAAGCCGAGAUCGGAUCCGUUCGAGGAGAAGAACGGCGUGAAGCUUCCAAGUUACAGAGGGGAUAACGUUAACGGAGAUGCGUUUGAUGAAAAGUCAAGGAUUCCUGAUCCGCAGAGGAUGAUUAGAGCUUAUUGUCAAGCUGCUGCUACUCUCAAUCUUCUUAGAGCUUUUGCCACCGGAGGUUAUGCUGCUAUGCAGAGGGUCACUCAAUGGAAUUUGGACUUCACUCAGAAGAGCGAGCAGGGAGACAGGUACCGGGAGCUUGCUCACCGAGUUGAUGAGGCCCUUGGAUUCAUGGCUGCUGCUGGGCUCACAGUGGACCAUCCUAUAAUGAAAACAACUGAAUUCUGGACAUCUCAUGAAUGCUUGUUAUUGCCAUACGAACAAUCACUUACUAGGUUGGAUUCAACUUCUGGUCUCUUCUAUGACUGCUCAGCUCAUAUGCUUUGGGUUGGGGAAAGGACAAGGCAGCUGGAUGGUGCCCAUGUUGAGUUUUUAAGAGGAGUUGCUAAUCCUUUAGGAAUUAAGACAAGUGAUAAGAUGGAUCCUAAUGAGUUGGUUAAACUCAUUGAGAUCUUGAAUCCCCAAAACAAGCCGGGGAGAAUCACUGUGAUCACAAGGAUGGGAGCUGAAAAUAUGAGAGUGAAGCUUCCACAUUUAAUCAGGGCAGUGCGUAGAGCAGGACAAAUUGUCACAUGGGUCAGCGAUCCCAUGCACGGAAACACCAUAAAGGCUCCAUGUGGUCUUAAAACUCGCCCCUUCGAUGCCAUCAGGGCUGAAGUGAGAGCAUUCUUCGAUGUGCACGAACAAGAAGGAAGCAACCCAGGAGGAGUUCAUCUAGAGAUGACGGGUCAGAAUGUGACUGAGUGCAUUGGUGGGUCAAGGACGGUCACAUUUGAUGACCUGAGCUCACGUUACCACACACACUGUGACCCUAGGCUCAAUGCUUCACAAUCUCUUGAGCUUGCCUUUAUCAUCUCUGAACGUCUAAGAAAGAGUAGGAUCAGUUCGCAGCAGCCUCUUGCCUCUUUAGGUCUGUAAAAGGGGCUUUCGGAAUCAACAAAAUAUCUUCUUUCUUUUUCCUAUAUAUUUAUCUAUGGCUGUCACUUUUAUGUUACACGUGGAUGUGGAUGUGGACUUGGACUGGUUAGAUAGUUAGCUUAUGUUGUUGUGUACUGUAUUUGUAUGUGUAUACUGCCUGGUAAUACGUUUGAACUUGGAAGGACCAG
Messenger RNA from Gastrolobium bilobum, 1905 nucleotides. Its product is annotated as phospho-2-dehydro-3-deoxyheptonate aldolase 1, chloroplastic-like. Lineage: Eukaryota; Viridiplantae; Streptophyta; Magnoliopsida; Fabales; Fabaceae. The transcript is spliced from 5 exons. Gene Ontology annotation, biological process: aromatic amino acid biosynthetic process. The record is from RefSeq and is a predicted model, not a curated record. Gene Ontology annotation, molecular function: 3-deoxy-7-phosphoheptulonate synthase activity. The coding region runs from base 95 to 1717 and encodes 540 amino acids.